Molecule: messenger RNA, 1418 nt
Organism: Vitrella brassicaformis
Lineage: Eukaryota; Vitrellaceae
Source: the annotation of a GenBank genome assembly
ACCAAACGGGCUUCCGGGAGGCUACGCGACGUGUAGCCAGGCAGGAUCUUUCAUCCCUCGCCUCCUUGUUUAUCUCAUUGAUCUGCCUGUGAAUGAUGCCGAUAGAGCGUCUGACGUCGAUGCACAGAACUGACGACAACGCGCUGGUGCUCCAGCCGGACGAGUCGCUGACGCGUGAGCAGGGCGGCACGCGGCUGUGGUUCAAUGGCAGCGACGAGGGCCAGGGGUCGCUCUACAUCACCAGCCAGAGGGUCGUGUGGCUGUCCUCCGACGACAGGGACAAGGGCAUGGCCUUCGACUACCCCGUCAUCAUACUCCACGCCAUCUCACGAGACCCACGUGAGGGAUCCAGACACACGGGGAAUGGGUGGUGGAGUGGAUGGACCUUUCUCUCUGUGUGUGUGUAUGUGGUGUGUAGAGGCCUUUCCGCAGCCGUGCAUCUACUGCCAGCUCAAGGCGGACCGGCCGCCGGCUGCUGCUGCUGCUGCUGGCGAAGAGGAGGAGGGCGGCGAGGGGGACGACUUUGACGCCCUCAACGAGAUGAGAUUCAUACCGCAGGACGAGACGUAUGCACCCACACACACACACACACACACACACAGACACAGGCGUCAGUCAUCCUAUCCAUCCAUGCAUCUGAUGAUCUGUUCAUUCAUUCACCAGUUGUCUGGACGAUUUGUUCCGUGCGAUGAGUGAGAUGGCGGCGCUGCACCCCGACCCUGACAUGCUGCAAGAGGGGGGGCCCGAUGACGACGACACCCUCUUCGUCAACCCGGUAUGUAUGUAACCAAACCUCCCCUUAACCUCCUUCCCUUCCAGCACCCUCCAGCCCUGCCUGUCCCUCUCUCUCUGUGUGUGCAGCACAACGGUUGGAAUCCGCCCGAAGCCGAGGAGGGCGCCAUGGACGAUGCAGAGGAAGAUGAGGAUGAGGAGGGAGGGUACGAGGACGACGAUGAGGCGGAGGGGGAGGGAGAGGGAGCGUCUGGGGCGGAGGGGGAUGAGGGCAGCGGGGUGGCCCACAAUGGGGGCGGGGACAGGCACAUGGCACCCUGACGGACGGGGCGAACAGAUAAGAGAAAGAGCAUAAGAGAGAGGUUUGUGGUGUUGUUUGUCGUGUGUGUGUGUGAGGAAGAGGAAGAUGGGUCUGUGUGCGUGCGUGCGUGCGUGUGUGUGUGUGUGCGUGUGGCAUUCGAUGAGUAAGCAGUUGGACGGAUUAGGUAAGUGAGAUUGUGUAGGUAGUUUUUCGGUGUGACGAGGACAUAAGGCAGCCAGGCAGGCAGGUAGACCCGUAAGGCUGCCUGCUGCUUGCGUCGUCUGUUGGCUUUGUGUGUUCACUGUUUGCCGUGUAUCGUAUCGGCUCUACAAGCACCUCUGUCUGUCAUCCAUCGAUGUGUCCAAUCCAAUAGACAGUCGCGUGC